UAUGUAUACUCAGCUGAACGAUUUGGUUCUAUCCAUUGUUGUAAUAUUUCUAGUCGUAAAAGUAGGUAUGCUAAUUUUCAUGAUACUUUAUGUACUUUACCUAAGCACUUUGCAGAUUAAUUCUAAAUUCGAGUUUACCAACAUAAAAUGUAGCAGUUUGGAUAAGAAGUUCAACGAUUGCUAUCUGAAGUCGGUGAAUCGCUGCUACAAAUAUCUUUCAGCCAAGUGUAAUCUGUUCCAAACUCCUAUUACCAAAGUGAAUCUGUCACUCUUCAAACGGUUCAAUGGAUACAGACCAUUCAUGUUCAACGUGACCGCGGAUGCCUGCAGAUUCCUUAAAAAUCGCAACUCGAACUCGAUUAUCAACUACUGGUACAGAGUGGUUGAGAACUACUGCAACUUUAAUCACACGUGUCCUUUUAGCGAUGAUCUGAUUAUCGAACAGCUUCCGGUCACAUUUGUGGACUACCAAUUCACGGAAGUGCUGCCCUUUCCCACAGGCGAUUAUCUGCUGGAAACUAGUUGGAUUGCCUACGACAUAAAGACCCCUUAA
This is a messenger RNA of Drosophila ficusphila, 553 nucleotides long. RefSeq lists its product as uncharacterized. Lineage: Eukaryota; Metazoa; Arthropoda; Insecta; Diptera; Drosophilidae. The transcript has 3 exons. The record is from RefSeq and is a predicted model, not a curated record. The coding region runs from base 2 to 553 and encodes 183 amino acids.